Encephalitozoon hellem ATCC 50504 is the source of this 1440-nucleotide messenger RNA. RefSeq lists its product as uncharacterized. The transcript has a single exon. Lineage: Eukaryota; Fungi; Microsporidia; Unikaryonidae. The coding region runs from base 1 to 1440 and encodes 479 amino acids. The record is from RefSeq and is a predicted model, not a curated record.
AUGAGAGAAGCAGGGGAUGAAGACCUUCCUUCUGAUGUCCAGGACAGGGAAAAAAGAAGAAGAUUGGCGGCGCAACUUACAGGGGAGAUGGGGCUUAUCAGGAGGGAAUUUGAAAGUACGGGAGGAAUGAAAAGCGGAGCAAGGUUUCUUUACGACUUUGAAAAGCACCUGCCUUUCAGGCAUCAGGAAAUUAGAUAUGCAAGUGUCUCUAGUAAAUCGAGGGAAGAGAAGACUGUAGACGAAUCCAGCAGAAUAAGAAUGGCAGCCGAGUACGCAGCAGAGGCUGGGGUUUUGGCGGUAAUGGAUGUUUUGAGACAUUCCAAGAAGGUUGUAUUUAGUAAAGAUUGGGAGGUUGGAUAUAGGGAGGAUAACGUUAUCGGUAUUCUGCAAAAGAUCGAAAAGAAAAGAAGAAGAAAAGGCUUGGUGAGAAGCUGUGAGGGGGCUUGGAUAGAUAAGAGAGACGUGGAAAACACAUGGAAAAGGAUGGUUGAUGCUGAGAGCAAGAGGAUGAACGCAUUAAAGCUCGUAAGCCAUGAGAUAGCACUUAUGAAAAGAAGCAGGGUGGUUUGUGUCAAUGCCUCUUUCCGAGCCUUGGAUGAGGCCAGGGCCUGGGAUCCGGAGGAUGGCAGCACAUUUGGAAUGAAUGGAGAAGAGGAGGUGGUGACUUACCGCAGGACAAAGAUUGUUAAGACGGAUCCUAGCGAGGGUGUGAGCCGCGAAAGUGUGGUUCUUCCACUAAUGAGAGACGACAAUCCCCCAACCAUACUUAAUGUCAGGACACACGACUCUCCCAAAAAGAAGGAAAGGGCAUUGGCAAAGACUCAAAUGAUUGAAAGAUAUAAGAGAUAUCUUAGGAACUUUUCAAAAAUGAAUGCUAAGCGGUCGAGCAGAAAUAGCUUUAACAUAGCGCAGACAUCUGCAUCAAGCCAUCCAACUAGCCAGCAUGUUUUUAAGAAAAUACCGAUGGAGUACCUGAGGUGUAAGAAUGCUAGGGAUAUUGUCAACUACAAAUACAAGCAUGUGGUUAUUGGCAAGGAAACCCGGAUGGCAGGAGGAGGUGAGUCGGGGUACUCACCAGAGGGCAUGCAGGACGGGCUUUCUGGAGACUUGUGCUCGAGUGGAAGCGAUGACACAAGUAUCAGAUAUACCUUUCUUAUUGAGGCAGCAUUGGGCAAGACCCCUGACUCUGGGAGGAAGGACAUUCUGGAGGCGGACAUGGAGAGGGCUUCUAUGAUGCAGAGAGACAAAAGGUACAUUUACAAAGUGCCGGCGCAAGUACCAUUGUGCGAUGGUGAUGAAGGGGGAAUGGAUACAAAUGUUCAGACGAGACCUGAAAGUACUGAAAAUGUGGAGACGGUGGGGUCCUAUAGAAGCCUCAUUGAUAGCGUUACCCAAGAGCCUAAAGAUGGUGCAGAGGACGGCAAGGAUGAGAAGGUAUAG